AUGAGCAAGAGAAGAGCCGAGACGGCACAGGAAGAGAGGGAAGCUCUCAAGUCUGGAGAGCGCCCUGUCGCGCCAGAAAAUGGCAAUAUGCAGGAUGGCGACUUCGAGGACGAAUACGAGGACGAGUUCGAAAGUGAAGACGAGAUCCUUGAGGCUGGUGUUGAUGGAAGACCCGACGAAGAGCGCGAGGCUGAAGAACGCGAAGAUGCUAUGGAAGUAGAUCAAGGCACAUUUAUACCCGGUCGAAGUUUAUUGUCUGUUGGCGAGACACUUGCCCCAGAUCCAUCCACCUACGACAUGUUCCACAGUCUCGAAUCUCCGUGGCCGUGUCUGUCGUGCGAUAUAAUAAAGGACAGUCUUGGAGACAACCGGACAUCGUUCCCGGCAACAUUGUAUGCUGUAGGAGGCACACAAGCCGAGUCUGGAAGAGAAGGAGAGAAUCAGCUUAUGGUAAUGAAGAUGAGCGGCCUUAGCCGUAUGGAUCGAAAUGAGGAAGAAUCGGAUGACGAAGAUAGCGAAGACGAAGCCGACCCGAUUCUCGAGACCAAGUCAAUCCCUUUGAAGUCAUGUACGAAUCGCAUCCGUGCCCACCAAGCUCCUCAACACUCAUCUGCACACCCUCCGACGACGCUCACAGCAUCCAUGACUGAGAGUGGUGAGGUUCUUAUUCAUGAUAUCACAGCUCAUCUCACCUCAUUCGACACCCCGGGUACUAUUAUUACCUCCCAACAAAACAAACCUCUACAUACCAUAAAGAAUCACGGUCGUACAGAGGGCUACGCAGUAGACUGGUCUCCGGUGGUCGCUGCGGGCGGGCUCCUGACAGGUGACAUUACAGGACGUAUUUUCUCAACCAAACGUACACAGACAGGCUUUGUGACCGACUCAAUGCCCUUCACAGGACACUCUGGCACUGUCGAGGAGAUCCAGUGGUCGCCGAGAGAAAACAAAGGCUUUGCAUCAGCUGGAAACGACGGUACGAUCAAAGUCUGGGACAUGCGAGAUAAAAAACACAAACCAGCGUUCAGCGCCCAAGCAAGCAAGACAGACAUCAAUGUCCUGAGCUGGUCCCAUCAAACGGACUACUUGCUUGCGUCCGGACAUGACGAUGGCAGCUGGGCUGUAUGGGACCUGCGCAUGUUCCCAAACAAAACAAUAACACAGGAAUCCGCCGUAGCGUCCUUCGACUUCCACAAGGAGCAGAUCACAUGCGUCGAAUGGCAUCCUACCGACGAUAGCAUAGUCAUGGUCGCAGCUGGGGACAAUACACUUACACUUUGGGAUUUAGCCGUAGAGCUUGACGAUGAAGAGAGCAGAGACACAGCAGGUGUUGCAGACGUGCCUCCUCAGCUACUUUUUGUGCAUUACAUGGACCAGGUGAAGGAGGGACACUGGCACCCACAGAUUCCAGGUUGUGUGAUGGCAACGGGUGGUAGUGGCUUUGGAGUCUUUAAGACAAUCAGUGUAUGA
Molecule: messenger RNA, 1470 nt
Organism: Pseudovirgaria hyperparasitica
Lineage: Eukaryota; Fungi; Ascomycota; Dothideomycetes; Acrospermales; Acrospermaceae
Product: glutamate-rich WD repeat-containing protein-like protein 1
Exons: 3
Coding region: 1-1470 (489 amino acids)
Molecular function (GO): protein binding
Source: RefSeq, a predicted model, not a curated record